AUGGCCGCAACGGCCCGCUGGUGGGCCUCCGGGACAGAGACACCGGCGGCUACCCGCAACACCAAGAUCACCGCCCUCGCCGCCGCCUAUGCGUUGCUCUUCGCCCCCCUCGCCUCCUCCCAACAGACAUUCCCCUACGUCCCGACCACCGUCUUGCUCUCCUCCUCCCUGCCGGGCUCGCCCGUCAACGACAGCGGCGGCAAUGACGGCCUCGCUUACAUCUUUCACCCGCGCGCCAGCAGUGUUGAGCUUCUGGCCGUGAACAUCUCCGCGACGGUCUCCGGCGCCGCGAGCCUCCAGACCAUCUCGACGAGCCUGCCCUUCCUCGACGGCGCAUCCGACACAACGGCCUUCCUCCCCACCAUGGCCGACGACGGCUCCGUCGUGGUUCAGGCGGGGGACUGCGCCUCUAGCCACGGCUACGACGUCUGGGCUUACACACCACCCGAGUCCGGGGCUGACGCCAGUCCCGGGUCGUGGAACAGGGCCGAAGCAACAUUACCGAGCAACGCGGACUCGGAUGCCGGGCCAUACGCCCUCGGCGCCGGCAUCAGCUUCUCGCUGACCCUUGCGCCGACCCUGUCUGAGCCCGUGCUCUACUCGUACGGCGGCAUGUGUCUCACCACGACGACGAACGAAUCCGCGUGGCAGGCCGAUGCGACGUACACCAAGUCAAUGCUCAGGGUGACCCGCUCGGGCUCGAGGCUGCCCGCAUACACGGCCGAGUUCGUCUCCGGAAAAGGCCCCGCGUUCCCCGAGGCGGGCUUCUCCUUCACGCCGCUCAGCCCCUCGAUUUCGAACCGGUCCGGCGUCGUUACGCAACAGGCGCGCUUCGUCCUGCUGGGCGGCCACACUCAGCAGGCCUUCAUCAACAUGAGCUCCGCCGCCAUCUGGAGUCUACCUGAGGAGUCGUGGAGCUUCGCCAACGUCGGGUCCUCGAGCGUCGGCAGCACCGAGCUCGCCGUCAAGGAAUUGGAGAAGCGCGGGGGCGCGGUCGACGUGGAUAGCCGGUCGGGCCACACGGCGGUCCUGAGCGAGGACGGCACUUAUAUCAUCGUCCUGGGCGGCUGGGUCGGCAGUGUGUCACAGCCUGCAUCGCCGCAGCUGGCCCUGUUGAAGAUGGGCGAUACGUACGGCGACUGGACGUGGUCGAUCCCUUCGCAGCAGCCAGACGGCGGGAUCUACGGCCACGGAGCGGCGAUAUUACCCGGGAACGUUAUGAUGGUUUAUGGAGGGUACGAAACCACGACUUCCGGUUCCAAAGCGAAGAGACAAGCGAGCGGGACGGGUCUGAGGUUUUUCAACUUAACUUCCAUGUCUUGGAUCUCGAGCUAUUCCAACCCCAAUCAUGACAGCUCUUCGGAUGAAUCCGGUGACAGCUCUGAUGGGAACAACAUGAUCAAGAAUAUCGGGCUUGGCGUGGGCUUGGGCGUAGGCCUCGCUGCUGUGGUCGGCGCCUUCAUCGUUUAUUUCUGUUACAAGAGACACCUGCGAAAGAGGAAGAAAGCUAGAGACGAGACGGUGCGAUCCCUGGCGCAAGAUGCGUCGCGCUUCCUGCACCCGGAUGACGACAUGUCGGAGCGCGACGACGGCCCCAUGUUCCCCUGGACAGGUCACGCUUGGUACACGGGAGGUCCCGAUCCUUAUGAUUCGAUUGACAGGUCACUCGGGUACGAGUCGCUGAGGUCGGGUCAGAAUCCGGGAGGGCAGGGUACAUACCAACCACCCGGCCUCCUCAUCCCACGUAAACCAAUCCCCCGUGCGGCCAGGGGCGCGUAUCAGCCCGCCGCAAAUCUCAGUACACCGGGACACAUCCACCCAAUUUACGAAGCCGACGAAGACGACCCCGAGCACGGCAACAACACAAGCGCCUCGCGGCACAGCGAUCAGAAGCCUGAAACGCCGACCACGCCGAGGCAUGCCGACCCGUUCAUGACCCCGACGGGCCCCAUCCCCAUUCUAAACCCGGGCAAUCGCAACUCCAUGACCCCCAGCCCCGAGGCUUUCCAUAGACGGGACCCGGAGGUGCAGGACUGGCAGUCUGAUGUUGACGCCGCCGAAGCCCUCCUCGCGCGCAUGCCGUCGCGGCGCAACAGCCGCGUCUCUCCCACGCGCCGCGAGUCGAUGCGCUCGGCACGCUCCAUGGCCGACGACGAGCGUACAGAGAGCAACGUAUCCGAGUCAGCGCGGAGCGCCAUCAGCGUGCCGACGCGCCAGGCGUCUACGCGGCGCGCGAGUCCGGGGCCGAACAACCUGUCCAUCAUCACCGACACCCGCCUGGACACGUCGUCGUCGAGCAGCAGCGGGCAGACGUACUCGACUGCCAAGACCACAUUCAACGCCCUCCAGGCAGAGGGCCCGUCGCUGCUGCUCCAGGGAAAGCGUCCACCCAACGAGAACGCGGACGACGACGACGACGAGGACUUUAUCCACAUGCCGGGCAGCCCCAGCAAGCACAAGCCGCGGAGGUCGCUCGGCUGGCUGGGCAGCCUGAGGCGGGUCUUUAGCAGCAACGUCAACGACUCGUCGGACUCGAGCAACCAGGAGAGCCCGCGACGCCUGUCGCUGGACCAGGUCAGCUCGGACUACGAGCCGCGCCUGAUCGGACUCUCGGGGAUCGGCGGCGCCGAACUCCUACGCAGAAAGCAGGGCCGGCACGACUGGGACGUCGACCAGAAGUCCCUCGACGAGUGGGACAUUGAGAAGGCGAUUGAGCAGCGGCUUGUGCAGGUCAUGUUCACCGUGCCCAAGGAGAGGCUGCGGGUUGUUAACGCCGAGGUGGAGAGAGAAGAGGAGGUCAUCCUCGUGGACCCAGAUAAGGACGAGAUGGACGGGCUGGACGAGUCAAACGCGGACCUCGAGAAGAGGGCGCUGAAGGAGGAGUACAGGGACAAGGGCAAAGGCAAGGCACCAGCCGACGACAACGAUGACGAGCCGCCGCCGCCGCCGCCGAGGCAGCACCGGAGGCCGGAGUCGCCCGGGGAUGGAUCGCCCGUGCGCGGGCGGCGGUUGGUCCACCUCCCGCCGCCGAGAGACGACGGCACGGGCCACCAACACCCGCUGCCCAGCAGGGAGGACUCGGCGGAGCCACGGCCAUCGCUGACGCUGCGCACAGCCGAGGUCGUGAGCGUGUCGCGACCGAAGACGAGGGUUCUCAGGAUGGUAGAGAGCUUCGAGUCGCGGAGCAGGGAGGGUAGUCCGUCUCUUGGCUAG
Molecule: messenger RNA, 3213 nt
Organism: Colletotrichum graminicola M1.001
Lineage: Eukaryota; Fungi; Ascomycota; Sordariomycetes; Glomerellales; Glomerellaceae
Exons: 1
Coding region: 1-3213 (1070 amino acids)
Molecular function (GO): protein binding
Source: RefSeq, a predicted model, not a curated record